Messenger RNA from Neurospora crassa OR74A, 2792 nucleotides. RefSeq names its product thermatolerance membrane protein Dlt1. Lineage: Eukaryota; Fungi; Ascomycota; Sordariomycetes; Sordariales; Sordariaceae. The transcript has a single exon. Bases 408 to 2471 code for a protein of 687 amino acids. The record is from RefSeq and is a predicted model, not a curated record.
CUCGGUCCAGUUCCUGCAUCUUUUCAAGGUUCUCCUUUGUUCGCGGGCGUGGCCUCCGCUGCCGAGUUUAUUCAUUAUUUAUUUUCUUUCUCGCCUUUUCGACCUAACAUACCUACCUAGGCAUCGCACCUCCUUCAAUGUCCUAAUCAAUCUGAUAAUCGGCCACUAUCUCCCUUGAAUUGCGGCUCUUUUCCUCCGGUCUCGAAUCAUCGCAUUCCAACCUAUCCCGCGCCGCCAUGACACUCCCCGACGCCCAACAUCUUUCUGUCGCAAGUUACGAGCUCCUUCUGGAACCAGCGGCAGCUUCGACCUCAACAACGGUCAGCUGUGAUCGCUUCUCUACGUUUGCCUCUUUCGGCAGGUGAUUUGAAUAUCCAGCUGCGACCUCGACAACAUCACACUAAAGAAUGAAGUCGGCCGUGUCUACCAUCGCCCACUACCUCUACAAACUUGUCUACUACUUCAUCUAUCUCGUCCUUCUCGCUUUUCUCAUUGUCAGUCCUAUCGACUUGAUCCGCCAGGCGAUCAUCACCAAGCAGAACUACAGCAUCCUCAUUGUUGCGCUCUGUUACCUCGUCACUAUUCUCAUCAUUGUCUUUAUCUACGCCACCCGACUGUACUAUAACAAAGCGGUGCUCGACUCGAUACCCAAAUCAUGGGUCCCUGUAGAAAAGGGCGACGUGCCUCGCGAUGUCAGACAGUUGAUUGUCGCCCGUCUCAGCAGGAGUGCCGCCAUUGCGUAUGAAGCGAGACCAAGGUUGCCUUUGCCUCCGACUUCAGCUGCUCCCGGUUCUGGGCCAGCUUCUGUCCCUGCAACAGCAAAUGUGCCGCACCCUACAUCGCAAAGGCAAGAGGUGGAAAGGAAUCAUGAUGAAGGGGAAGAUGAAGAACCACAGCAAGAGCAUAGUGGACGGAUAGCCACGGCAGCGAAGGAAGCCUCGAAAGAAGCCACAGACAGAUUCGCUGGGAGACAAUCUCGCUGGAAACCAAAGGUGCGAAGGGGACUCAGCGCGGGCACCAUUGAGGGCCGGGAAUCCGAACAUGAUUCGACUACCACGCACCCAUCGGGCCAUGACGAGCCGACGUGCAUCAAUAUCGGUGCACUACAUGGAGGUUCCCAUAUCUGGGGCGAGAUCGAACACCCUGGCUGGGGUCCGCCUACUUCUCCGGACCUUGCGAAUGUGCAAUACGAUACAGUCAUACGCGAACUGCCGAAUUUGAUCGAGGCCAAGGCUAUCACCCUUGCACCGCCGGACCGGGCAUGCGAAGGCGAGGCUGAGGGAGAAGCAGGGAGGAUGGACCCGCCGCUAUUGGACCCGGAUGCCGUGGAGCUACUUCAGCGACAUGAGAGCAUGGGACUUCGCGAGUAUCUGACUAGUUUGACGGAGCUCGGCGUGGUAGCACCAUCAGAGGCCCUGAGUGAAUUCAUAAAGCUGUACGAGCGCGCUCGGUAUUCUACUCGGCCGCUAUCGCUUGACGAAUUCAGACGGUUAAUGCACGUUUUUGCGGAGGUGCUUAAAGACAUGAGACCGCUUGAUCCGAUGGUGUUGGACGAAAUUGCCAGAGAGUACGAGUAUGAUGGAGCUGAAGAUAAUGAUCCGGGAAUUGCUUAUAACGCCGGCACCGAAGGCGAUGGCAGUAAUGAUCGCCGUUUCUUCUCUCCCUACUCGCAGCAACCGCAACAACCCUCACCAAACUCCUUCUACGAAAGCGACAUCGACAACGAUGCGCCCAGGCGAAGUUACUCCUCUGGCGAUUUACGCAAAGAUAGCGAUGGCGGUAGCAUGUACCACGCUGGAAACGAACCAGAGCACUAUAUCGCUAGCCGCCAGCAUCGACGUCAGCAACAACAACGGGAACCACCCAGAACCCCCACGCCCAAAACUCCCAAAAGAAGAAGGAGAACAGCCAAAUACACCACAGCCGCCCACCCAUCAGACCCAGGCCCAAGCGACGCCAACCCCUUCCGCGGCCUCAAUCACCUGACCCGGCAACAUACUAACUCCUCCUACUUGUCUUCUUCCUCCUCCCUCAGGAGCACCCACACUCACAACCACCUCCGCCCCGAAACAGCGAAAACCGCAAGAACCCACCUCAGCAGUCGCAGUCAUCGUCAUCAUCAUCAUCAUCAUCAUCAUCCUUAUCAACGCUCUGCGAACCGCGAAUCCUCUGGCACUUGCUCGACUACGUAUUCCUGGCAGCAACAACUGAGACAGUUUCGUACGGCGCCGGCUUCCCCUAGGAGCGUGGCGCUGACGGGGCACACGGGGCUGUGCAGGGCGGAGACGAAUGGUACGGGGAUCAGUCCUGGGGAGGUUUCGCAAUUGUCGUUGGCAUCGUCCUCUGGAAAAGGGGCGAGUGUGAGGAGUGGGGAGAAUAGUGAUAGUAGUAGUGGGAGUGUGAUUAGGUUGGCGGGGAGGGGGGAUCAGACGGAUUUGCCUUAUGUUUUGAUGCCUACUCCUAGUAUGUGAGUUGGGCUUUGGUGCGGUGAGGAGUGAGAAGCGUGCUGAGAAACGGGAUUCGUGACGAAAGGAGCGAACCAAGUGUAGGAGAAGGAGCACAGAGGAGAAGAGGAGCAUAGAACAAGACGCUGGCAACAGCUUGAGAAGGACGCAUGGCCUUAUGGAUACAUGAGAGAGGAUUCCGUCGGGAGUUGUUAUACCCUAUUUUAUGGCUUAGUGUCUAAUUUUAAUCACCACUCCAGGCUGCCGUUGAUCCUGUUGUCAAAAUUGGUGAUGUUUGCGGUUGUCUACUUGAAUUUCCUUCGAGCACAUUUCCAUUUCAAAGUAACG